AUGUCGAAUGCGACUUUGAUUGCGCGUUUCUCUGAACAAACGAUAUCAAGUGACAGUGGGAAUCCGACUGUUUCUCGCACUAUUCUUUUUACCUUACUUGGGACACUAUUCACCUCAAUCACAUUCAACUGGGUAUCGCAAUGGCUAGAAAGGGGACGAUGGCUCUUCAAUGGCCCUCAAUUACUGGCGGAAAAAUACAAAAAUGGCAUCCCCUUCACGAUCAAGACGCCGGAGAGGAUGUACACACUGGUCUCAUCUCCGGAACAUAUCAAAGAGUUGGGUAUCGCGAGCGAAUCAAAACUCUCUUUACUGGCAACCGCAGAAGAGGUCUUUCAACCUCACCACACAAUGAACGGUGUUGAACUGAAUCGACUGGGUCUUCAGCAUCGCAUUCUGCGAUCUCUGACCUCUAAUUUUCCCCGAAUGCAGGAUACGUUGGGGUCUCUGGCACGAGAAUCCCUUACGAAUGAGUUGAAUAAAUUUCCAUCAAAUUCUUGUUGGAAAAGUGUGAGUAUAUGGGAUCUUGCCCAAAACGUAAUCGCAACCACGAACACAUAUACUUUUUACAGUGAAGAUCUUAGCAGAGAUUCUGAAUUUAUCAAAGCUGCUGUUCAGUAUCCCCAGGACGUCUUUAUUGCUUCUGAAGUCCUGCGUUGUACCCCCUCGUUUUUGGCGCCGCUAGUAGCCUGGAUUGUUACUGGCGGCCAUAAGGCUUCCAAGCACCUGAUCGACGGUUUGAUUCCCAUGGUCAAGGAGCGAAUCGAGACCUUCUCCAAGACUUCUCAACGCCCGCGCGACUACAUUGAACACAUAAUCCACCUCUACCCAGAAGGUAUAGCCAAUCGUGUACCCAAUAUGGUGCGACAAACUCUCGCACUUUGGUUUGCUGGUGUGCACCAACCUGCAAUUAGCCAGACUCUUUUUCAUGCCCUCGUUGAUCUAUGUAAAUAUCCGGAGUACCAAAAAGCAUUAUACGAAGAAAUCCAAUCGAACAUAAAUGACUACGGAUCUCUACAAAUCAACAAACUCCCCCUCCUAGACAGUUUCCUGAAGGAGUCCGCGCGACUGACCACCUCAGAGACAAUCUCCCUUCGACGCAAAGCAAUGAACGACUAUGCCUUCCAAGAUGGCACGAAAGUGGCCAAGGACGACUGGGUCUGUGUUCCGCAACGCGCGCUCAUGCGAGAUCCCACGAUCUACCCCAAUCCGGAAUCAUUCAACGGAUACCGCUUUCUCGAGCAGCAGCUCGAAUCAUCUACCAAGCGAGCAGCCAAAUUCACGGAUCUCGAUCCUGCAUAUCCCAUUUGGGGACUUGGGAAACAAGCUUGCCCUGGGAGGUUCUACGCUGCGUUCAUCCUCAAGAUUGUACUCACAGAGAUUAUAACGAACUAUGAUGUCAGGCUGCGAAACCCCAAUGAGCGCCGGACGUUCAGUUGGCGGUCAAGUAUGCUUCCCUGGCCUACCUCGCGGAUCGAGAUGCGGAUGAAGGAAGAGGCAAAUUAA
Aaosphaeria arxii CBS 175.79 is the source of this 1503-nucleotide messenger RNA. Its product is annotated as cytochrome P450. The transcript has 9 exons. Lineage: Eukaryota; Fungi; Ascomycota; Dothideomycetes; Pleosporales. The coding region runs from base 1 to 1503 and encodes 500 amino acids. The record is from RefSeq and is a predicted model, not a curated record. Gene Ontology annotation, molecular function: iron ion binding; oxidoreductase activity, acting on paired donors, with incorporation or reduction of molecular oxygen; heme binding.